Messenger RNA from Arachis ipaensis, 877 nucleotides. RefSeq names its product cell wall / vacuolar inhibitor of fructosidase 1-like. Gene Ontology annotation, molecular function: enzyme inhibitor activity. The record is from RefSeq and is a predicted model, not a curated record. Lineage: Eukaryota; Viridiplantae; Streptophyta; Magnoliopsida; Fabales; Fabaceae.
AGAAUAAAAUUAAUUAGGUUUCCAAGACCGAUAGUUUCCAUAUGUGAAUAAAAUUAAAUUUCAAAACAUAAUUAUCCAAACGCACAUGGUAUAAUAUCUUUCCAGAUUCACUAUGGUCUAAAAUUAAAUGUACAAAAUUAAAUCUAUCCAAAAGAAUAAUCAAGUUUCCAAAAACAAACAAAAUGAUAUCUCUCAUAUUUAAAUUGCCUCACUUAUAAAUAUCCCCCCUUCAUCUUGGUGGCUCAUAAUAAAUUAUUAUUCUCUGUAAUUAAACAUGAAGCAUUUUUCUCUAAAUACAUUAUUGUGCACAAUUGUUGUGGCUUCAAUUGCAAUAGCACCAUGUGAAAGCGAUGACAAACUCAUAACACAAACAUGCAGCAAGACACCAUACCCUUCCCAAUGUUUUGGUUACAUAAAAGCUGUUUAUGAUAGCAAGGAUGUUAGGGAUGUUCCAGGUCUCGGAAUAAUCAUGGCAGAAGUUUUGAAACUCAAAGCACAAGAUCCCAAAGACAUUCUCUUCGUAUUGCUUGGGGUGGGAAAGAGACCAGACAUUCAGGCUCAGUUGAAAACUUGUCUUGAAAGUUACAGUUUUAUUAUCAAUACUGCUAUACCUGCAGCCAUUGAUUCUUUCAAAAUUGGGAAACCCCGUUUGGCUGAAGAUUAUGCUAACACUGCUGCACUUGUGGUUAGUAAAUGUGAGAAAAGCUUCAAUGGAAAAUCGCCAAUCACUAAGGAGAACAAUAUUACUCAUGAAAUUGCUCGCAUCCUAGGAGCUAUUGCUAAACAAUUAUAGUAUAUAUAGUUCAAUUAUUACAUAAUGAAUUUAAUCUUCAUGUAUUAUCAUUAUCAAUAAAAUUUUUAUAUAAAUAAUUAAUCG